Messenger RNA from Prinia subflava (tawny-flanked prinia), 6830 nucleotides. It is a transcript of the gene ATP2B4, whose product is annotated as ATPase plasma membrane Ca2+ transporting 4. Gene Ontology annotation, biological process: regulation of cytosolic calcium ion concentration; calcium ion transmembrane transport. Gene Ontology annotation, molecular function: ATP binding; ATP hydrolysis activity; P-type calcium transporter activity. Lineage: Eukaryota; Metazoa; Chordata; Aves; Passeriformes; Cisticolidae. The record is from RefSeq and is a predicted model, not a curated record. Gene Ontology annotation, cellular component: plasma membrane; intracellular membrane-bounded organelle.
GCCCGCCGUCCCCUCCCUCGCCGGCCCGGCCCCGCACGGCCCCGCACGGCACGGGGGUUGCCAUGACAAGCAUUUUCUCCCGUUAGCUCCGGGACCGCUGCCCCCCUCCAGCCCAUGGCCAGUCGCGGAGGCUCCGCCGCCAGCCGGGCGCCGUGGGACCGGAGCCGCUCCAGUUGCUGUGGUAUCCAGGGAGCCCCCCUCCUCCUCCUCCUCGUCCUCCUCCUCCUCCUCCCGCUGCAGGAGCUGCACGCCGGGCGUUGCUAAGGUCGCCUCCGCGGUAACAUGCACAUCCUGUUUACACCUUCAUCCCGACAACUUGGGCUCGGAUAGAGGCGCCCGUUCUCCCCCCUGCCGCCCCCGGGAAGCCCCCCCAGGGAAGGGGCAGCGCGGAGCGUCCCCCUCCCGGAGCCGCCGGAGCCGCCGGAGCCACCGGAGCCGCCCCAGGAGGGUGACAAGAUGACGAACAACGUGGCCGACCACCACCCCGGGAACUCGGUGGCCGAGGGCAACCAUGAGGGGGACUUUGGGUGCUCCAUGGUGGAGCUCAGGAACCUCAUGGAGCUGAGGAGCGCCGAGGCCGUGGCCCGGCUCAACGACUCCUACGGCGGCGUGCAGAACGUCUGCAAGAGGUUGAAGACGUCGCCGGUCGAAGGCCUGUCCGGGAACCCCACGGACCUGGAGAAGCGGCGCCAGCUCUUCGGCCAGAACUUCAUCCCCCCCAAGAAGGCCAAGACGUUCCUGCAGCUGGUGUGGGAGGCGCUGCAGGACGUGACGCUGAUCAUCCUGGAGAUCGCAGCCAUCAUCUCGCUGGGGCUCUCCUUCUACCACCCCCCGGGCGGGGACAACGAGUUGUGCGGGCAGUCCACGGGCGGCGUGGAGGACGAGGGCGAGUCGCAGGCGGGCUGGAUCGAGGGCGCUGCCAUCCUCUUCUCCGUCAUCAUCGUGGUGCUGGUGACGGCCUUCAACGACUGGAGCAAGGAGAAGCAGUUCCGGGGGCUGCAGAGCCGCAUCGAGCAGGAGCAGAAGUUCACCGUGAUCCGCAAGGGCCAGGUGAUCCAGAUCCCCGUGGCCGAGAUCGUGGUGGGGGACAUCGCCCAGAUCAAGUACGGUGAUCUCCUGCCUGCGGACGGGAUCCUGAUCCAGGGCAACGACCUGAAAAUAGACGAGAGCUCGCUGACAGGGGAGUCAGACCAGGUCAAGAAAUCCAUGGAUAAAGACCCCAUGCUGCUGUCAGGUACCCACGUGAUGGAGGGCUCGGGCAGGAUGGUGGUGACUGCCGUGGGCAUCAACUCCCAGACAGGGAUCAUCUUCACCCUCCUGGGAGCAGGAGAAGGCGACGAGGAGAAGAAAGUGAAGAAAGGUAAAAAAAGCGGAGCCCCCGAAAACCGCAACAAAGCUAAAACUCAGGAUGGUGUGGCCUUAGAGAUCCAGCCCCUGAAGAGCCAGGAGGGGGUGGAGAACGAGGAGAAGGAGAAGAAGAAGGUGAAAGUGCCCAAGAAGGAGAAGUCGGUGCUGCAGGGGAAGCUCACGCGCCUGGCGGUGCAGAUCGGGAAGGCGGGGCUGAUCAUGUCGGCCGUCACCGUCAUCAUCCUCGUGGUUUACUUCGUCGUGGACACGUUUGCGGUGCAGAAGCGGCCCUGGCUGGCCGAGUGCACGCCCAUCUACAUCCAGUACUUCGUCAAGUUCUUCAUCAUCGGUGUCACCGUGCUGGUGGUGGCCGUGCCCGAGGUCCCGCUGGCUGUCACCAUCUCGCUGGCCUACUCCGUCAAGGGACGUGACCUCCCCUCCUGUCCCCUCAGGUGCACCAAGAUCCUGGACAAGAGCGGCGAGCCGCGGGCGUUCAAGGCCAAGGACAAGGACGAGAUGGUGAAGAAGGUGAUCGAGCCCAUGGCCUGCCACGGCCUCAGGACCAUCUGCCUGGCGUUCCGCGACUUCCCCGCGGGCGCCGAGCCCGACUGGGACAGCGAGAACGAGAUCCUGGCCGAGCUCACCUGCAUCGCCGUGGUCGGCAUCGAGGACCCCGUGCGCCCCGAGGUGCCCGAUGCCAUCCUCAAGUGCCAGCGCGCGGGCAUCACCGUCCGCAUGGUGACAGGGGACAACAUCAACACCGCCCGUGCCAUCGCCACCAAGUGUGGCAUCCUGCUGCCCGGGGAGGACUUCCUGUGCCUGGAGGGGAAGGAGUUCAACCGCCUCAUCCGCAACGAGAAGGGAGAGGUGGAGCAGGAGCAGCUGGACAAGAUCUGGCCCAAGCUGCGGGUGCUGGCGCGCUCCUCGCCCACGGACAAGCACACCCUGGUGAAAGGAAUCAUCGACAGCACCGUGGGUGACCAGAGGCAGGUGGUGGCAGUGACAGGGGAUGGCACCAACGAUGGCCCGGCCCUGAAGAAAGCAGAUGUUGGCUUUGCCAUGGGCAUCGCGGGCACGGACGUGGCCAAGGAGGCGUCGGACAUCAUCCUGACCGACGACAACUUCACCAGCAUCGUCAAGGCCGUCAUGUGGGGCCGCAACGUCUACGACAGCAUCUCCAAGUUCCUGCAGUUCCAGCUCACCGUCAACGUGGUGGCCGUCAUCGUGGCCUUCACCGGCGCCUGCAUCACACAGGACUCUCCCCUGAAGGCCGUGCAGAUGCUCUGGGUGAAUCUGAUCAUGGACACGUUCGCCUCGCUGGCGCUGGCCACGGAGCCGCCCACGGAGUCGCUGCUGCUGCGCAAACCCUACGGGCGGAACAAGCCGCUCAUCUCGCGCACCAUGAUGAAAAACAUCCUGGGCCACGCCGUGUACCAGCUCACCAUCAUCUUCACCCUGCUGUUCGCUGGGGAGAAGUUUUUCGACAUCGACAGCGGCCGGAACGCCCCCCUGCACUCUCCCCCCAGCGAGCACUACACCAUCGUCUUCAACACCUUCGUGAUGAUGCAGCUCUUCAACGAGAUCAACGCCCGCAAGAUCCACGGCGAGAGGAACGUCUUCGAGGCCAUCUACCGCAACCCCAUCUUCUGCGCCGUGGUGCUGGGCACCUUCACCGCCCAGAUCGUGAUCGUGGAGUUUGGUGGGAAACCCUUCAGCUGCUCGGGGCUCACCCUCAGCCAGUGGUUCUGGUGCGUUUUCAUCGGAGUGGGAGAGCUCCUGUGGGGCCAGGUGAUCUGCACCGUGCCCACGAGCCACCUGAAGUUCCUGAAGGAAGCCGGGCACGGCAUCACCAAGGAGGAGAUCCCCGAGGAGGAGCUGCCCGAGGACGCCGACGAGAUCGACCACGCCGAGAUGGAGCUGCGGCGGGGGCAGAUCCUCUGGUUCCGGGGGCUCAACAGGAUCCAGACCCAGAUGGACGUAGUUUACACAUUCCAGACCGGCGCCUCCUCUUUGCAGGGAGCCCUCAGGAGACAGCCUUCCAUCGUGAGCCAGCACCACGAUAUCAAAGUGGUGAAUGCGUUCCGUAGCUCCCUCUACGAAGGCCUCGAGAAACCCGAAUCCAGAAGCUCCAUCCAUAACUUCAUGACCCACCCGGAGUUCAUCCUGGAGGAAGACGAGCCUCGGACACCGUUCCUGGACGGCGCCGACGACGAGCCCGAGCCUGACGGACUCCAGCAGCAGCAGCAGCGCGGCUCGACGGCCCUCAACAGGAACAACAACGCCGUGGACGGCCAGUUCAGCUUCCCCGAGCCCGGGAGCCCCUUCCACAGCCUGGAGACGUCCGUUUGACCUUGGAACUCGGAAUUCCCACUCCUCCUCCUCCUCUUCAUCAUCGUCAUCUUCCUCAUCCGCCUCGGCCCCGUGUGAUGCCGGCACCAGGACUGAUCACACGCUGCGGUCGCUCCGUGUCAAACUGCUCAUGCCUGUGUCAUCAUCUGGGUUUUGUUGGGGUUUUGGGGUUUAUUUUUGGGGAGGGUUGGGGGUUUUAUCUGGGUUUUGUUUCAUUUUGUUCUUUUUUUUUUACCAUUUUUUAGCAGUGGGAACCAGAGUACCACCACGCUGGGUGUUGGGAGAGAGGCUAAGCCCAACGAAAAGCAACAAAAAAAAACAACAAUUGUGCAUCUCCAUCCCUGAUUUUCCGUGGUACUCACCCAGGGGAAGCUGCCAGGUUCUUUCCUCUCUGAGAGUUGGGCUCCAGCCACCUGGAGCCAGGGAGUUUUCACUUUGGAAAAAUGCAUGUUCCAAGGAAAUUCAAAUUGUUGUAGUCUUACACGCCCUCAGCCUGAAGGCUGGGGGUGCACUUGUGAUUUUAUCUUAAUUAUUUUUUUUGGUGGGUUUUUCGUUUUUUCCACUCGUGGUUUUUAGGGUUUAUUUUUCUUCUAACGUUGGGGUUUGCUCUUUGCUUGUGGGAUUUACCCCCUUCCCCAGUGGGAAGUGGGGAGGGGCACUCACCGCUCCAGUGCGAAAAUUAAGGAAUAAACUAAAAACUCCCAGCCAGGGGAAGGUUUUUACUCCAAAGUUGGAGAGAUCCAGGGAUGCCCACCCAGUCUUCCACCUCUGAAAAAAAGAUACCUGGGCUUUUUCCAGCUCCCUUUCUGUGUGUGCCCACGUUUCCCUCUCUCCGUUUCCAAACUGGGAGAUGAGAAAUGAACCUGGCUUGGCUCUGACCUCGCUGCAGGGGAAAAAUUCUGAUUUUUCCUGCCGAGGUGGAGGUGAACCUGCCAGGGGAAAGGUGGAGAGAACCCCCCAGUUGUGAAUGCUGCAGCUCCUUCCUGAUGGAUUUUAGGAGAGGCCUCUCUGCUGCUCUUGGUCAGGGGGAAACUCUUGGCAAGAGGAUUUUUGCAGCUCUCCCAGCUCCAGGGCAUUUUUGCCCUUUUUUCUGCGCUCUUGGGGUGCAGCCCCCCUCAACCUCGCAGCUCUCCCAGCUCCUGCCCUCCCCAGAGGGAUUUUUGCCCUUUUUCCUGCACUCUUGGGGUGCAGCCCCCCUCAGCAUCACAGCUCUCCCACCUCCUGCCCUCCCCAGAGGGAUUUUUGCCCUUUUUUCUUGGGGUGCAGCCCCCCUCAGCCUCGCAGCCUCCAGGGAAGCACGGAGGGAUCCGGGAGGAGGCUCCAGCCAUGCCCCAAACGCCGUGGGAGGCUGAGAGUGGAGAAGCUCAGGGCACAGCAAGUCCUGGAUCCUGGCAGGGAUCAAUCCAGCCGUGCCAUGGCCCAGCACAAGGCAGGGAAGCCCACGGAUGAUCCCGGAUUUUCCCUGAGGUUUGGCUCUUCGAUGGCUGCAGGUCCUGCAGAGAAGGCGCUGCUGGAGGCUUGGGCUGCGUUUUUUGGAGGUUUUUUGGAGGAUCUCUUGGAUUUUUUGGAGGCUGAGUGUUUUUUGGAGGUCAUCUCUUCUUCUCCUUCCCCUGCUGCCACCUCCCUGCUCUCCUCCAUCCCCUCUGGCUGCGUUUUUUGGAGGAUCUCUUGGAUUUUUUUGGAGGCUGAGUGUUUUUUGGAGGUCAUCUCUCCUUCCCCUGGAGCCCUGCCUCACCUCCACCCCUGGGAAUGAUCCUUUUCCUUGGAGUUGGCUCUGGAUUGUCCCUGGCUCUGGAUUGUCCCUGUGGCCAUCCCCAGAGCAGGAGGCAGAGCCUGAGCUUCUCCUUCCCCUGCUGCCACCUCCCUGCUCUCCUCCAUCCCCUCUGGCUGCGUUUUUUGGAGGAUCUCUUGGAUUUUUCUGGAGGCUGAGUGUUUUUUGAAGGUCAUCUCUUCUUCCCCUGGAGCUCUGCCUCACCUCCAUCCCUGGGAAUGAUCCCUUUCCUUGGAGCUGGCUCUGGAUUGUCCCUGGCUCUGGAUUGUCCCUGGCUCUGGAUUGUCCCUGUGGCCAUCCCCAGAGCAGGAGGCAGAGCCUGAGCUUCUCCUUCCCCUGCUGCCACCUCCCUGCUCUCCUCCAUCCCCUCUGGCUGCGUUUUUUGGAGGUUUUUUGGAGGAUCUCUUGGAUUUUUUGGAGGAUCUCUUGGUUUUUUUUGGAGGCUGCGUAUUUUUUGGAGGUCAUCUCUCCUUCCCCUGGAGCCCUGCCUCACCUCCAUCCCCUCUGGCUACCUUGGCAGCAGAGAGAACGUUCUGGAAGCUCCUUCCCGAGCUCAUUCCCAUCCCUGGGAGCGCAGAGAGGUUUUUUUGGUGUUUAUUUUUUUAUUUUUUUUUGGGAAAGGCUGGCUCUGGCUGGGUUCUCCUCCCCUUUCCCGUCAGGAACGCACAGCGGAAUCUCCCGUGCCUUGUCCGAGCACUGCCUGCAGCACCUCCUGCCACGCCAGGGCCCAGAGCUUUGCCAAGAUUUUUUUGAAGUGUUCCUUAAACCACAACAAGAACCAAGUGUCUUCUCUUUGCCCCCUGCCCCGGCAGCGCCUCGUCCUUCCCGUGGGGUGGGAGGAAGAGGAGGAGGGAGGAAGGACGAGCUCGUUCCUGCCGAGGGAAAGGAUUUAUCCCAAAAAUCCUGAAUAUCCUGAAUAUCCCGGUGCUGGCGAGCUGGGCUUUGUUCACUGCCAACAGCAAGGAGAAAUUGCCACCACUGCCCGUCCCCGGUGUAAAUUCAGUUUUCACCCCAUGCCCAGCUCCUCCUUCCCUCCCUCCCCCAAGCAAUGACCCAGGGGAGCGAGGGGAUCUUGGGUUAAACACCAGGAAAAACAGAAAAAACCAAACAAAAAAAUACCCAAACAAGAGGUGGUUUGUGGGGUUUUGGUUCUGUGCUUCAAAAACAACAACAACAACAAAAAAUCACUUUUUCUAUUUUAAAUACUUGCAAAAAAAAACCAAAAAAAAGGUGUUCUUACAAGCUUACAUAAAUAUUUAUUAAAUACUUUUUUGGGGGGGAUGCACCGAUUUUUUUUUUCUUUUGAUAUUUUUUUAAUACCUCAGACCUGUUGAAAAAAAAGGAAAAAAAAAAAAAGAAGAAA